GACAGAAACGUGUUAGGAAAGCAGAAAGAGAAAAUGCCAGCCAUCCUGGUAGCCUCCAAAAUGAAAUCGGGACUACCUAAACCCGUACACAGUGCUGCUCCAAUCCUGCAUGUCCCAACAGCCAGGACCAUCCCGCAGCCCUGUUACCUGAAGUUUGGGAACAAGGUGGAGGUGACGAAGCCAUUGUAUUCCAGCCAGAUUCCUCUCAAAUCUCCUAAUGGACAAGAAAACGCAGGAGAUGGACUCCCACCAAGGAAGAGUAGCUCGGUAGAAAAUGGAUUUGACACACAGAUUUAUACGGAUUGGGCUAAUCACUAUCUGGCAAAAUCUGGUCACAAGAGAUUGAUAAAGGAUCUGCAGCAAGAUGUGACUGAUGGAGUCUUAUUAGCUGAAAUAAUCCAGGUUGUAGCAAAUGAAAAGAUUGAGGACAUAAAUGGCUGCCCAAAAAAUAGGUCUCAGAUGAUUGAAAACAUAGAUGCAUGCCUCAGUUUCUUGGCUGCUAAGGGGAUUAACAUACAGGGGCUGUCUGCGGAAGAAAUCAGGAAUGGGAAUCUAAAGGCCAUCUUGGGCCUUUUCUUCAGUUUAUCUCGAUACAAGCAACAGCAACAGCAGCCACAGAAACAGCAACCACACCACCAUCCGUCCCAGCAGCCUCCCUCAGUAUCUCAGCCAGCAGGGACUCCAUCCCAGUGCCAGGUCGGGGUACCACAGCAGCAGGUACCAGCUUCACUCCAGACUCCGUGCCAACAGCCCCUGCAAGCUGCGCAGCAUCAGUUCAAAGCACAACCAGAAAUGCAGUCCAGACUUCCAGGCCCCACCACGAGGGUGUCCGCUGCAGGCAGUGAGGCCAAAGCUCGUGGUUCUAUUAGUGCCAACAAUCGACGCAGCCAGAGCUUUAACAAUUAUGACAAAUCUAAGCCUGGACUUCCCCCUCCGACACCAACAAGUAGCAAUGACAAAGAGCCUGCAGACAGUACAGCCUCCCAGCCCACAGGAAUGAAUGAAAAUGUCUCAUCCUCAGUUCAGAGCUGCAGCAGUACUGUUAGUUGCAAUAACUCAUCAGCCAUCCCUCAGCCAAGCUCUGCUAUUAAACCUUGGCGCAGCAAGUCCCUCAGUGCUAAGCACACAGCUACGUCUUCCAUGUUAUCUGUAAAGCAGCCUAUAUCGGAGCCUCCAAAGCCACCCUCAGAAAUCGCCAAAACAACUCCCAACGGUCAAAAAUCCAUGCUUGAAAAAUUAAAACUCUUCAAUAGCAAAGGAGGCUCGAAAGCAGGAGGGACGACGCUCGAGUGUCCGGGGUCUCGGGACAACAGCUGUGAAAAGCUCGAGAUGCUUCUCAGCUUUGAGGAAAGCGAAGAAACUGAUGCCGCAAAUCAGAAUGUCAACAAUCCAGGAUCGAUGUCCAGUAGCCCCAAAAUUGCACUCAAGGGAAUUGCACAGAGGACUUUUAGCCGGGCACUAACUAAUAAGAAAAGUUCUCCAAAGGGUAAUGAGAAGGACAAAGACAAACAGAAAGAGAAAGAAAAGGACAAGAGUAAAGACACUGCAAAGAGAACAUCUAUCACUGAAAAGCUGGACCUGAAAGAGGAACCAAAAGAAGACCAGACGGCACUAGCAACAACAGAGAUGCCAAAAAAGUCCUCCAAGAUCGCAAGCUUUAUCCCUAAAGGAGGAAAACUGAAUAGUGCCAAGAAGGAGGCCUCUGCCCCGUCGCACAGUGGAAUACCAAAACCAGGAAUGAAAAACACCACAGGGAAAUCCUCAAGUGCCCCCGUUCCUGCAAAGGAAGGCGAGAGAAGCCGCAGCGGGAAAGCCGGCUCGGGGCUUUCUCAUCAGAAGUCUCAGCUGGACAGCAGGCAUUCCAGCUCCUCAUCCAGCCUGGCUUCUUCAGAAGGAAAAGGCGUAGGAGGCCUCAACAGCAGCAGCAGCAGCCAAGCUGUCAACGGACCCGCCGCCACGACACACACCACAGGGAGCAACACUGUGAGUGUUCAGCUACCUCAUCCCCAGCAGCAAUACAGCCACCCGAACACUGCCACGGUAGCUCCCUUCAUGUACAGAUCACAGACGGACAAUGAAGGGAACGUAACAGCUGAGGCCAGCACAGGAGGAGUCAGCAUGGAUUCUGCUCUUUAUGUCAAAACUGGACAGCCUACUCUUGAAGACCUCUCAGGAGAGGAUCCAGAAACUCGGCGGUUGCGAACUGUGAAAAACAUUGCCGAUCUUCGGCAGAACUUGGAGGAAACAAUGUCCAGUUUACGGGGAACCCAGGUCACUCACAGCACAUUGGAAACUACAUUUGACACCAAUGUCACUACCGAGAUAAGCGGCCGCAGCAUCCUCAGCUUGACGGGACGACCGACCCCCUUAUCGUGGAGACUGGGGCAGUCCAGCCCUCGCCUGCAGGCAGGCGACGCUCCAUCGAUGGGAAACGGGUAUCCUCCGCGAGGGAACGCCAGCCGCUUCAUCAACACAGAGUCGGGACGUUACAUGUAUUCGGCACCUUUGCGGAGGCAACUGGCGUCUCGCGGCAGCAGCGUCUGCCACGUGGACAUCUCGGACAAGGGAAGUGACGAAAUGGAUCUGGAAGGCAUCACCAUGGAUGCCACCGGCUACAUGAGCGAUGGCGAUGUGCUGGGCAAGAAUAUCAGAGCUGACGACAUCACGAGUGGGUAUAUGACCGAUGGUGGCCUGGGCCUCUAUACGCGAAGGCUAAACCGGCUGCCCGAUGGCAUGGCUGCAGUGCGGGAGACAAUGCAGCGCAAUACGUCACUGGGCCUCGGAGAUGCUGACAGCUGGGAUGACAGCAGCUCUGUCAGCAGUGGGAUCAGUGACACCAUAGAUAAUCUCAGUACCGAUGACAUAAACACUAGCUCCUCUAUCAGCUCCUAUGCCAACACACCUGCCUCCUCCCGCAAAAACUUAGAUGCACAGAUCUGUAAAUGUAGAAGUUUAGAGAAACAUGGGACAUGGAAACAGUCACACUGUGAAUUUAUUGCACACCUACCGGCGGUCAUAAAUAGAAAGACUGAUGCAGAAAAGCAUUCCCAGGUUGAGAGGAAUUCCUUGUGGUCCAGUGAUGAAGUCAAGAAAUCGGAUGGAGGAUCUGAUAGCGGCAUAAAAAUGGAGCCAGGAUCUAAAUGGAGGCGGAAUCCCUCUGAUGUGUCAGAUGAAUCUGAUAAAAGUACUUCUGGUAGGAAGAACACUGUUAUUUCACAGACGGGCUCCUGGCGACGGGGCAUGUCAGCUCAGGUUGGCAUUACCACACCAAGGACUAAACCUUCAACCACCUCAGGCACAUUAAAGACACCUGGAACAGGGAAAACUGAUGACGCCAAGGUAUCAGAAAAGGGUAGACUAUCUCCUAAAGCUGGACAUGUUAAACGUUCCCCAUCAGAUGCAGGACGCAGCAGUGGUGAUGAAUCCAAAAAGCUUCCCACAAGUAACUCUAGAACAACUGCUGCUAAUGCUAAUACAUUUGGAUUUAAGAAACAGAGCGGGUCAGCUGUAGGCAUGACUAUAAUCACUGCCAGUGGGGCAACAAUCACCAGUAGAUCGGCUACCUUGGGAAAAAUCCCAAAGUCAUCUGGACUCAUGGGUAGGACCACUGGUCGGAAGACUAGUGUUGAUGGCUCUCAGAACCAGGAUGAUGGCUACUUAGCACUUAGUGCCCGAACUAAUCUUCAGUAUCGUAGUUUGCCCCGGCCCAGUAAGUCCAGUAGCAGAAGUGGAGCUGGGAAUAGAUCUAGCACAAGUAGCAUAGACUCCAACAUAAGCAGCAAGUCAGCUGGGCUGCCUGUCCCUAAAAUGAGAGAGCCGGCCAAGGUAAUCCUUGGAAACUCUCUGACAGGAUUAGUCAAUCAGACAGAUAAAGAGAAAGGGAUUUCGUCUGACAACGAAAGCGUGGCCUCAUGUAAUUCUGUUAAAGUGAACCCUGCAUCACAGACUGCUUCUAGCGGAGCUCAGAGUUCUCACCAGCAAGGAGCCAAGUACCCCGAUGUGGCCUCUCCCACUUUGCGCAGACUUUUUGGUGGCAAGCCUAGUAAACAAGUUCCCAUCACAACAGUUGAAAAUAUGAAAAAUUCAGUAGUCAUCUCCAAUCCUCACGCUACUAUGAACCAGCAGGGUAAUCUUGAUUCACCAUCUGGCAGUGGUAUGCUGAGCAGUGGGGGCAGCAGUCCUCUGUAUAGUAAAAACCCAGAUAUGAACCAAUCUCCACUAGCUUCUAGUCCCAGUUCAGCACAUUCAGCUCCUUCCAACAGCUUAACGUGGGGUACCAACGCGAGUAGCUCUUCUGCUGUUAGCAAGGAUGGCAUUGGAUAUCAGUCUGUCAGCAGUCUUCAUACCAGCUGUGAAUCCAUUGAUAUCUCUCUGAGCAGUGGAGGUGGGCUGAGCCAUAACUCCUCCAGUGGCUUGAUUCCAGCCUCUAAAGAUGAUUCUCUGACUCCCUUUGUCCGAACCAACAGUGUUAAGACUACGUUGUCUGAAAGCCCUCUUUCUUCCCCUGCUGCUAGCCCCAAAUUCUGCCGAAAUACUUUGCCCAGGAGACAGGACAGCGACCCACAUCUUGAUAGGAACACUUUGCCUAAGAAGGGACUCAGGUAUACUCCAUCCUCCCAACUCCGUAAUCAGGAAGAUGCAAAAGAAUGGCUACGGUCCCAUUCAGCAGGAGGACUUCAGGAUACUGCUGGCAAUUCUCCAUUUUCAUCUGGAUCCAGCAUAACAUCACCCUCUGGAACCAGAUUUAACUUCUCACAGCUUGCAAGCCCAACCACAGCAGCCCAGAUGAGUCUGUCGAACCCAACUAUGCUGCGGACCCACAGCCUUUCCAAUGCAGAUGGUCCUUAUGACCCCUACAGUGAUACGCGCUUCAGGAACAGCUCAAUGUCCCUGGACGAGAAAAGCAGAACAAUGAGCCGGUCUGGCUCUUUCCGCGAUGGCUUUGAAGAAGUGCAUGGUUCUUCUCUCUCUUUGGUAUCCAGUACAUCAUCUAUUUAUUCAACACCUGAAGAGAAGUGCCAGUCAGAGAUUCGCAAGCUACGAAGAGAGUUGGAUGCAUCUCAAGAAAAAGUGUCAGCUCUGACAACUCAGUUGACUGCCAAUGCUCACCUGGUGGCAGCAUUUGAGCAGAGCCUGGGGAACAUGACGAUCAGACUGCAGAGCCUGACAAUGACAGCGGAGCAAAAGGACUCAGAACUGAAUGAGUUAAGGAAGACAAUUGAACUACUGAAGAAGCAAAAUGCUGCUGCCCAGGCUGCCAUCAACGGAGUCAUCAACACCCCUGAGCUCAACUGCAAAGGACCUGGAGCUGCUCAGCCCACAGACCUGCGGAUCCGAAGGCAGCACUCUUCGGAUAGUGUCUCCAGUAUUAACAGUGCUACCAGUCACUCCAGUGUGGGAAGCAACAUCGAGAGCGAUUCAAAGAAAAAGAAGAGGAAGAACUGGUUACGCAGCUCCUUCAAGCAAGCUUUUGGUAAAAAGAAAUCUCCCAAGUCAGCAUCUUCUCAUUCAGAUAUUGAGGAGAUGACUGAUUCGUCAUUACCUUCUUCACCAAAGCUGCCACACCAUAACUCCACUGUUUCAACACCGUUGCUGAGAGCUUCUCAUCCCAAUUCUCUUAUUUCUGAAUGCACUGACAGUGAAGCUGAAACAGUCAUGCAGUUACGAAACGAGCUGAGAGACAAGGAGAUGAAGUUGACUGAUAUUCGUCUAGAAGCCCUUAGCUCUGCUCAUCAGCUCGACCAGCUUCGGGAGGCAAUGAACAGAAUGCAGAGUGAGAUUGAAAAACUAAAAGCAGAAAACGAUCGGCUGAAAUCUGAAAACCAUGGCAGCUGUAGCAGGGCUCAAUCUCAGGUUUCCAUUUCAUCCUCCCCAAGACAUUCAGUGGGUCUCUCUCAACACAGUUUGAACCUGACGGAGUCAACCAGUCUUGACAUGCUGUUAGAUGACACUGGAGAUGGCUCUGCCCGGAAAGAAGGAGGCAGGCACGUCAAAAUAGUCGUCAGCUUUCAAGAUGAAAUGAAAUGGAAGGAGGAUUCGAGGCCUCGCACCUUCCUCAUAGGCUGCAUCGGGGUCAGUGGCAAGACCAAAUGGGAUGUUCUGGACGGGGUUGUAAGACGGCUGUUUAAGGAGUAUAUCAUUCACGUGGAUCCCGUCAGCCAGCUGGGACUGAAUUCAGACAGUGUUCUGGGCUACAGCAUUGGAGAAAUCAAACGCACUAAUAGUGCAGAGACACCUGAGCUGUUGCCCUGUGGCUAUCUAGUCGGAGAAAACAACACUAUUUCUGUUACCAUCAAAGGUAUCUGCGAGAACAGUUUGGACGGUCUGGUGUUUGAAUCACUGAUCCCAAAGCCUAUACUGCAGCGUUAUAUCUCUCUCCUGAUGGAACACAGACGGAUUAUCUUAUCCGGUCCCAGUGGCACUGGCAAAACAUAUCUUGCAAACCGUCUGUCUGAGUACAUGGUCCUUCGAGAGGGCAGGGAGCUGGCCGAGGGCAUUAUUGCAACCUUCAAUGUGGACCACAAAUCCAGUAAGGAACUCCGCCAAUACCUGUCCAACCUAGCAGACCAGUGUAACAGUGAAAAUAACGCUGUGGAUAUGCCUCUUGUAAUCAUCCUGGAUAAUUUGCAUCACGUUAGCUCCCUAGGGGAGAUCUUUAAUGGACUUCUAAACUGCAAGUACCACAAAUGUCCGUAUAUUAUUGGCACAAUGAACCAAGCCACCUCCUCAACACCUAAUCUUCAACUUCACCAUAAUUUCAGAUGGGUGCUAUGUGCUAACCACACUGAGCCAGUCAAAGGCUUUCUCGGCCGUUUCUUGAGAAGAAAGCUCAUUGAAACAGAGAUCAGCGGCAGGAUGAGAAAUGCAGAGCUGGUUAAAAUUAUUGAUUGGAUUCCCAAGGUCUGGCAACAUCUGAACAAAUUCUUGGAGGCUCACAGCUCCUCUGAUGUUACUAUUGGUCCACGGCUCUUCCUCUCCUGUCCGAUAGAUGUAGAUGGUUCUAGAGUCUGGUUUACUGACUUGUGGAACUACUCCAUCAUCCCCUAUCUUCUGGAGGCAGUUAGAGAAGGGCUGCAGUUGUACGGGAGGAGAGCGCCCUGGGAGGACCCUGCCAAGUGGGUGAUGGACACCUACCCCUGGGCAGCCACCCCCCAGCACCAUGAGUGGCCACCUCUGCUGCAGCUGCGGCCUGAAGACGUGGGCUUUGAUGGCUACUCAAUGUCACGGGAGGGCUCAACCAGCAAACAGGUCCCAGUGAGUGAUGCUGAAGGAGAUCCUUUGAUGAACAUGCUCAUGAGACUGCAAGAAGCAGCCAACUACUCAAGUCCUCAGAGUUAUGACAGUGACUCUAACAGCAACAGCCAUCACGAUGACAUCCUUGAUUCAUCUCUGGAGUCAACAUUGUGAUCUUGUUCAGAUAGAAACAGGCUGUUUCCAUAUUGCUCUCCCACUUGGCAAGAACCCUGAUCACAGACUCAUGAAAAGAACACAUUCCUGGGCUGGGCUGGGAUCUCAGUAUUAGAGCUGCAAGAACAACAAGACACUUGGAGUCAGUCUUGAACCUGGGUGCGGGCAACCCAAGCAGCCUUUGUAUUGUUUUUCUUUUAACAAUGAUGAGAACUGCACUAUUCCUUGGUUUUCUUCUGUUUAGUUGCUGUAAGCUCUCAUGCCUAAGAUACUGAAGAUGUUCAAAAUAAUCAUCGUUACUAAAAGUUGAAGGGGUGGGAGGGGAACUUCCCAACUGUGAAGCGAAUAGCUUUGUGCCAUGUACUGUCCGGAAGGAGAGGGGAGAGGAAAUAUUUGCCUAUGCUGCUUCUGACCAAACACAUUUAGGUGAGGGCUGGACUUUUACCGAUCAGCUUUUAGGAGUAAACUCAGCUUCAUAUAGUUCUGGUGCUAUAACAGUAUCGCUUGCCUUGGAAAUAAUACUCAAUAAAGGCAAAGCUGCAAAACAGGGAUGUUUGAAUAAAUAUCAAAAAGGGGGGGGGGGGGGGGGGGGGGGAAGCAAAAGUGCUGCUCUCCUUGCCAGUCUGAGACCUUGGCUUUCUUUCAUUGUGUGUUUAUAAAGAUAUAUAUAUAAAUAGGAAUAUAUAAAAAUAUAUAUACAGUCUGAACAGAUCAGGUUUUUUCAAACACUGUGUAACAAUCAGUCCUACUACAAGUGAAAGAUCAGGUAGCCCUUGGCUAGUCAGGGCCUGAUUCUCUUCCCACUGACAUCCACAUAACCAACUUGGUUGACUUCAUUGGCAUUAAAACCGAUUUAUUUCCGCGAGGGGAGUGAGUGUCCCUCCUCUGCAGCGAAAGGGCCGUGCCCCGUCGAGUCGUGCAGCUCCACAGGACCCUUGGCAGUGCACAGGCGUGGAGAGCCCUGCACACGGAGGUGAGCUACACCCCUGGCAAGGGAUCAAUCACACUUCCCAGUUUUUAAUUCUUGCCAUGAAAUGUUACAGCUGUUUUCUAAAAACUUUGGCUUCUGUUCAGAGGUUUCGUUCCAAUCAGCAUAACUAUAAAUGGAUUAAUUAGAACUCUGUGACAGUUCCAGUGCUACUCCGGUUGCAACAUUUACUUCCAUGGUUUUUCAUUUUAAUUGGGGAAAAAAAACAUAAUAAAUGAAUCUUUUAGCAGUAUUCAGGUCUGGAAAAAAAGGAGGGAAGGUACUGUGUCUUUUUAAGUUUAGCUGGGCCAUGCUUUUUGAGUUUUGGCAGAGCCGUGAACCUGGUUUUAUUUCUCCUCCUCUCUGAACGCACACACCUACACUCGCAGUGUUAAGGCUCGUACUUGGUUGGGGAAGCAGAAUGCCUCCCAGAGGGUUGCGCUUCCCUUGGUACGGAAGCAGAUGCUCACACCACCAUCACCGCGAUGUUGGCUGUACCUCAGCGACAACAUCACUCCUUGAUAUGGAUCCGUACUAGCCUUUCCAGCUGUCUUUUGGUGCUGAACUUUAAAGCGAUGCCUUAUUUUGUACUAAUUGUGUUUGAUUAAAUUAGUGCUGUAUAUUACAGGAUUUUAUUUAAAGAAACAGGGCUAAAGUCAUCUCUUGGAAUAUCAUAAGUUGCUGUGAAUAUUGUUUGUAUGAAAUACUAGAAUUUGUUUAAAUGUGACAAAAAAGGAGGGAAAUGAGAUAACUUUUCAGGUUCAUAUCAAUCCGCAGCUAAUAAAUCACUGAAGAGCUGUUUUAUCUACCCAUGCAGGAGGAAGGAAGGAAAAAAAAAAAAGAAAGCUUUUCAACUGUAAUGAAUGCUGUCAUUAAUAAAUUGCAGGAAUAUGCUGGUUUUUCAAUGUACAGAAAGAAAACUUAUUACAAACACUUUUUUAAGAGCUUGUGGGUUUCAAGUAAUAUAACAGACAAGUUCAUGCUUCUGUGACUCAGCUUGAGAGGAUGGUUUUAUUAUACCUCAUGACUUUCUGUAACAUAACUGUACUUUGUCUUACUGAGCUGGUCUUGAAUCUGCUCCUGUUACAACUUUUAAGUGCUGAUGACUUUUUUUUUUAAGAAGAAAAAUAUUGUAAAAGAAAAAUUUAAAUAUUUUAAUGACGGGGGGGGCGGGGGGAAGAGCUUGGUGUUGUUACUGUUUUAACCUUAUGAACUCUAUUUCAUGAUUUCACUGAAUGAAAUACCAAGGGUUACUCAGCUAACGUUCCUAAUCCAGUUCUUGGUACUGUAAAAAUGGGAUAAAUCUGUGUGGAAUCAAAUAGAUAGCAUGCUGAUGAUGAGUUUGAGAGAGGUUACUUUUUCCAGUAGUCUGGACAAUUCUGCUUCCCAGCACUGACUUUACCUGCUACUACUGUGAAUUUUGGUAUCUAAUCCCCCAACUGAAUCCGUGCAGAUAGAGCAUGUGCCUGUAAAAAAAAAAUCCAGUUGCAGGACUAGGGCUUUAAAUGGACUUUAUCUCCUAGAAAACGUCUCGGUUAACCUUUAACUGAGUGCUGUAAGACAUGUUUAAAACGGUGUUUUAUUUGUGGGGAACGGGGUUUUUUUCUUUUCUUCUCAUUUUUAAUCCUGAGCUGAAGCUCAGGAAGGAAUUUCAGUUACUUUUUAUUGACACUAGCUUGCAUUACAGUGAGAGAGGCAAUUUUGGCUAGGAUAGGCAUUCUAAGCAUCACGAUAUUCAGUGUCUUUUCUGAAACUUCGGGAAGCAGGGUUACCUGUUGUGCACAUGUCUUCAUUUUUAUCAAGACUUCCUGUAGAUUAGAUUAAGUCUUUCUUUAAGUGGCUUAGUUCACAUUUAAGGCUUUUUCAAAACACUUCCUUGUUUUUGCUUUUUUUCCUGACAAAGUUGGCUUGUUUAAUAAAAAGAAAAUCAAGAAAGAAAUGCAAGAUUCUAUGCAACAUUCAUGUUGAAUUAUAAAUUGGAAGUAUAAACAGUUUUCUUUCCUUCAGAACUGCCAAGAAUGAUACAGGCCAUAAAUGAGAUGUGGUUUAUUUGGGGAAGGGGGGCGGGGGGUUGGUUGGCCUUUUUGUACAUUUUGGAAGAAGCAAACUGAUAUUUCAUUGUUGAUGCUUAACUUCGGUAUUAUGUGUAUGAAAUCUUGUCUAAAUGUGGCGAUUUUCUUUCAAGAAAAAAAUACAAAAACGGAGCAAAAAAAUCUUUCUUUGUCGAUACUAAAUGGAAGGUUGCUGUUUUGAUCUAGUCAUUUCCAGUGGAACAGUUUAUGAAAUAUGUUCUAUAAGAUGUACAUUUUUUCAUUGUAACAUAGAAAUGUAAAUAAUUGAUUAAAAGUGCUGCAUUUUGAUGAAUUUUUUCUAGCCAUUUUUAAAGAGAAAAACUAGGAAUUGAGUAUUUUGUGUACGUUUUAUGAUGUUUUCCAUUUGCUCCUCUCCCUAUUUAAUUUUCAGUUCUCAUUUAGGAUUGGAAUUUGUGAAUGGUCUGUUUGAGAUCAUGCCUCCCCUUUCUCACCCUCCCCGUUUCUCCCCCACCCCCUGUGUCAUGGAGAAUAAAGCUGAUGAUUGUACCAGUCUUAAAUUAUUCAUGAUUCAAUAAAAUUGAUGCUUAUUUAUUCAGA
Messenger RNA from Falco peregrinus (peregrine falcon), 11004 nucleotides. RefSeq names its product neuron navigator 2 (gene NAV2). The transcript is spliced from 39 exons. Gene Ontology annotation, molecular function: ATP binding; protein binding; ATP hydrolysis activity. The coding region runs from base 34 to 7407 and encodes 2457 amino acids. Gene Ontology annotation, biological process: neurogenesis; nervous system development. The record is from RefSeq and is a predicted model, not a curated record. NCBI's taxonomy places the organism in Eukaryota, Metazoa, Chordata, Aves, Falconiformes, Falconidae.